Molecule: messenger RNA, 422 nt
Organism: Notothenia coriiceps (black rockcod)
Lineage: Eukaryota; Metazoa; Chordata; Actinopteri; Perciformes; Nototheniidae
Product: kalirin-like
Exons: 3
Source: RefSeq, a predicted model, not a curated record
GCCUCAGGGCAGCUCGGUGGCUCAGGUGGAGACAGUGCUGCAGCAGCUGGAGGAGGCUCAUGUGCAGCUGGAGGAGCUCUUCCACCAGAGGAAGUUGCGCCUCGACGUCUUCCUGCAGCUGCGCAUCCUGCAGCAGUGCACCCUGGAGGUGACGGGGGAGAUGGAUGCCUGGAAACAGGACCUGCAGAAACAGGCGCAGGAUUUCUCAGCUGAGAAGCUAGCGGCGCCGCGGCUAGCAGACGGUAACCCUGACAAGCUAGCUCUGAACCGCAUGGUGGAGGCUAACCCAGAGGUGCUGACGCUAGCUCAGCAGCGCAUACACAGGCACAUGGAGAGACGCCUGGCGAUGAACAACAUGAUCUAUGAGGUCAUCCAGCAGAGUCACGACCUGCAGCAGUACAUCAGCGAGGUGCAGGCCUCAG